Molecule: messenger RNA, 860 nt
Organism: Arachis duranensis
Lineage: Eukaryota; Viridiplantae; Streptophyta; Magnoliopsida; Fabales; Fabaceae
Product: non-specific lipid transfer protein GPI-anchored 5
Exons: 3
Coding region: 175-780 (201 amino acids)
Biological process (GO): lipid transport
Molecular function (GO): lipid binding
Source: RefSeq, a predicted model, not a curated record
UUCACACUUUUCUUUAUUCCUUCUUCAUAAACCAUUCUCUUGUGCCUUUAAUUUCUUCAACUCUCUGUAAUCUAAUUCUUAUACCAACCCAAAGAAAACACCCCAAAUAUUUUCAUUCAAUUUUUAGCAUGCACUUGAUAUGAUAUAACAAAUAUAGUACUAGCAAUCACUAUAAUGAAUUCAAUGGCGGCAUCAAGAAGGGUGAUUGAGAUGCUGCUUUGCAUGUCCUUGUUGGUGAUGAUGAGAAUAACAACAAUGGCACAACAAACACAACAAUAUCCUGAGACUAGUACUUCUUCAAGUUGCAGCAAUGUUCUGCUAAGUCUUUCUCCAUGCCUAGAUUACAUAACAGGAAGUGCUUCAACACCAUCAUCUGGUUGUUGUUCACAACUUGCAUAUGUGGUGGGGUCACAGCCACAGUGCCUGUGUGAAGUUGUUAAUGGUGGUGCUUCUUCAAUUGCUGCCACCCUCAACAUCAAUCAGACUCGGGCUUUGGGCCUUCCUAAUGCCUGCAGAGUACAAACUCCUCCAAUUACCAUCUGCAGUAGUGCUACUGGAUCUGUUUCUCCGCCAGCAGGUGUUUAUUAUGCGCCCAGCAUUCCAAAUUCACCUGCCGCAGGGAUUGGAUCAACAAUUAUUUCAUCAACGAACGGUGGAGUUGGCGGUGGUUCAUUUCGCUGGAAUUCAAGUUCCACAGCUAAAUUACCUUCUUUGCUGCUUGUCAUGUUUUUCUUUGCAACGACUUUGUCUUUGACUUUCACCUUCACGACCAUUACCUAGACUAAGGUUACCUACGUUAAUCUCAAUGUAGUAUGUAAAUUUUCUUAAACCUUAUUAAUUAUUAUUAUUAUUAUUAUUAU